AUGAGUGUAUUUAAGCUGUACUUCUACCUGAGCAUUCUCCACUCUCAGUGCUGCUACGCUGUGUGUGACUCUCAUCAUGUACCUGAUGCAAGACAUCAUCCUGCUGCUGCUCAGCAUUAGUCUAGUUCAGAGUCGUUCUAUAAAGGCACUGGUUAAUGAGACCUCUGACGAGACUGAUAACAGCAUUGACCGGGAUUAUUUCUCUGUAUCUGCCAUAAUUGAAAGAGCCAACAAGAAUGCUGGAAAGUUAAAGGGUGAGUUCGCCAUUGUACAUGGUGACAUAGCAGUGUACACUGGGCUCCAGAAUGCAGAUCCAUGUACUUCUCGUCAGUGCAAGUGGCGCAAGGGCAGGAAUGGGAAGAUUAAAGUGCCCUUCAUCAUUUCCAGGCAGUAUUCAAAGUCUGAAAGACGUGUUAUCCAGCGUGGGCUGAAGUCCUUCGAAAAUUCAACCUGUAUCCGAUUCAAACGUCGCACCAAUGAAGAAGACUACGUUCAUAUAAUCUCAGACACUGGGUGCUACUCUUUCGUGGGUCGCAGGGGUGGAAGGCAGGUUGUUUCCCUACAACGCAAUGGCUGUGUUUACCAUCAUAUCGUUCAACAUGAGCUUCUCCAUGCUCUCGGCUUUCAUCAUGAGCAGACUCGUAGUGACCGUGACAAGCACGUCAGAAUCCUCUACCAAAAUGUUAUACCUGGACAAGAACAUAAUUUUGAUAAAGUCAACACCAACAAUUUGAAAACUCCAUAUGACUACAAUUCUGUCAUGCACUAUUCGAGGUUUGCUUUCUCCAAGAACAGGGAGCCGACCAUCCUCCCCAUACCAGAUAAUAAUGUUCCCAUUGGACGUGCCACUGAGAUGAGCCCCAAUGACAUUCUACGUGUCAACAGGCUGUACUGCAGUUAAAUGAAUCACUCUUAACAUCACCAGUGUAUUUCAAAUGCUUUUAUAAACCGCUUGCAGAAAAUGUUCAGGUUUGAAAGACUCUGCUCUUUAUGUAUUCUGAUAUUUUAUUUUUUUAUUAAAUUUUUUUUUUCAAAUUUAAAAAAGUAGAAAGAGUGUUGCACGAGCAGUCAUCUGGGCACAUUUUUCUUUGCUUUGUUUCUACUUACUUUUGAUGGUUUAUCAGUUCUGCUUUUUUGGAGUUUGUUUUCAUUUUUCACCUGCAGUUUUACAGUCAAUUAAAAGUAAUUCAUACUAAUCA
Molecule: messenger RNA, 1199 nt
Organism: Pangasianodon hypophthalmus (striped catfish)
Lineage: Eukaryota; Metazoa; Chordata; Actinopteri; Siluriformes; Pangasiidae
Product: high choriolytic enzyme 1
Exons: 8
Coding region: 77-901 (274 amino acids)
Biological process (GO): proteolysis
Molecular function (GO): zinc ion binding; metalloendopeptidase activity
Source: RefSeq, a predicted model, not a curated record